AUGGAAGCCCGAGCCAUAACCACGACCAUCCGGUCGUGUCCGGCCGCCAGCGACUACGUCCCGCUCGCCGAGCACCAGUCGCAAACCCCAGAGACCUUCUUCGGCGGCAAGCCUGUGCUGCACUACCACGCCGCCGGCGCAAAGGCCUUCGUCCCCAAGUCGCAAAUCAGCCGGCUGCCGUUCAUGCCGGCGGCUGUUGCGCCCGCCGAUGCGAAUGCGGCUUCGGAGGAGAUCGAGGGCUCAGAGGAGGAGGAGCUGGUAGAUCAAGAGGUUGACAUCUUUGUUGGAUCAGAUACAUUCACCGUAUUCAACCGAGCCUCUUCGACAGGCCUUUCUAUACCGUAUCCUCUCAUCGCAAUCCACGCUAUCAAGUCCCUCAGCGACUCUGCCACGAGCAAGGUCCAGUCUGUGUACAUGCAGCUCGACCUCGCUGAUGGCGGCGCCACCGACGACGACUUCGACACCGUCGAGCUCACUAUUGUCCCCCCCUCUACUUCUUCUUCCUCCUCCACCACAUCAGACGCCCCUCCCACAAACGGCGAGGCGCCGCCCCCGGCGAGCUCCGAAACCGCCAAGCUCUUCGAGGCAGUAUCCGCCUGCGCCGACCUGCACCCGGACCCGCCGCAGGACGGCGGCGAAGACGAGGACGACGACAUGGACCGCAUCGUCUUCGAGAGCAGUGUCGACGACGCCGAGGCCAUCGAUGGACUGCCCGGCGUCUUCAGGUCUGCCGGCGGCGGCGGUGAUGAUGGUUUGCCGCCGCCCUUCCCUGGGAGUGGAGGCUGGAUCACGGCCGAGAACAUGCAUGAGUAUUUCGACGAGGAGGGCAACUGGAUCGGGGACGAGGGAGUCAGCGGAGAGCUUGGCGAAGGCGCGGGGAGGGUUCGGGGCCGGGACGAGGCCGAGGGUGAGAAUGGUCAAGGAGGCGCCACGAAUGGCCACGGGACUGGCGAUGAUUCAGAGAGUAAAAGACCGAGGACUGAGUGA
Molecule: messenger RNA, 987 nt
Organism: Thyridium curvatum
Lineage: Eukaryota; Fungi; Ascomycota; Sordariomycetes; Thyridiales; Thyridiaceae
Exons: 2
Coding region: 1-987 (328 amino acids)
Biological process (GO): mRNA cis splicing, via spliceosome
Cellular component (GO): spliceosomal complex; cytosol
Source: RefSeq, a predicted model, not a curated record